AUGACUUUACCCAGCAACCACUCCACUUCCCCAGUCUCUGAAUUCUUCCUCAUUUGUUUCCCCAAUUUCCAGAGCUGGCAGCACUGGCUGUCCCUACCCUUCAGCCUCCUCUUCCUCCUGGCCAUGUUGGCCAAUGCCACUCUCCUGAUCACCAUCUAUUUGGAGGCCUCUUUGCACCAGCCCCUGUACCACCUGCUCAGCCUCCUCUCUCUGCUGGACAUUGUGCUCUGCCUCACCGUUAUCCCCAAGGUCCUGGCCAUCUUCUGGUUUGACUUCAGGUCGAUCAGCUUCCCUGCCUGCUUCCUCCAGAUGUACAUCAUGAACAGUUUUCUGGCUAUGGAGUCCUGUACAUUCAUGAUCAUGGCCUAUGACCGCUAUGUGGCCAUCUGUAAGCCCCUACAGUACUCAUCUAUCAUCACUGAUCAAUUUGUGGCUAGGGCUGCCAUCUUUGUUGUGGCCAGGAAUGACCUUCUUACUAUGCCUAUCCCCAUACUUUCUUCUCGACUCCGAUACUGUGCAGGACACAUUAUCAAGAACUGCAUCUGUACUAAUGUGUCUGUUUCCAAACUCUCUUGUGAUGACACCACCUUGAAUCAGCACUACCAGUUUGUUAUAGGUUGGACUCUUCUGGGCUCUGACCUCAUCCUCAUUGUUCUCUCUUACUUUUUUAUCUUGAAAACUGUGCUAAGGAUUAAGGCUGAGGGAGCUAUGGCCAAAGCUCUAGGUACUUGUGGUUCCCACUUCAUUCUUAUCCUUUUCUUCACCACAGUCCUGCUGGUUCUGCUCAUCACUAACCUGGCCAGUAAGAGAAUUCCUCCUGACAUCCCCAUCCUGCUCAACAUCCUGCACCACCUCAUUACCCCAGCUCUGAACCCCAUUGUUUAUGGUGUGAGAACCAAGGAGAUCAAGCAGGGAAUCCAGAACCUGCUGAGGAGGUUGAAAGAAAUAAAAUGAAUGAGACCUGAUCUUGAAAACAGAAAUUGAUAAUGGGCAAUAAUUGUUAUGAUGCAUAGAAAAUUUAAAUUGUUACUGUAAGAAUAAGUUUAGAUUUGGCUUUCCUCAGUGUUUCAAUUGAUUAUACGGAUAUUCACUUCUUGGCUCCAGCUUCUUGUUGCACCGACUGGUAUCUUAGUGUUUUGACAUUCUAGAAUUAUUUGGAAGAUUUUCCUGACUUCAUCUAUGUGAGUAUGAAUUGAUAAGCCAGAAUCACAGGAGCUUAGAAUAGUUUUUCAAAUAAAGGAUAAAUAUAAUUCCAAUUAUUUUAAAUGCUUUUAAAUUCCACUGUUGUUUAAUACAUACAUAUUUGUUAGAUGUCUUGGUUCUCCCUGAUGCAGCUCAGUGUGAUUUUUUUUUUAUUUUUGCCAUGAAUGGAUCUCUCAUGGAGAUACAGAUGUUGACUCAAGAACUUUGAUUUUAUGUAGAGUGAAUAAUAUGUGACAUCCGCUGCCUCCUCUCUCCUUGACAGAUCUUGUUAAUAUUUUUAUCUAUUGCGACUUAUAUGGAGUGUGAAUUUCUUAUGGUUAUUUUUUCCUAGUGAUUUUUUACCUCUUAAGAUGACCCAUAUUUAUGUGUAUGUGUGUGUGUUUUGUUUUAAGUGAAUUUGUGUGUCCUUUUUUAAAGAUAUAUUUGCCAACUUCUGACUUCAUACUACCCUACCUGAUUUUUCCAUCAGAUUUCUGACACCAUCUGUAUUCAUACUCUUUCCUGCAUGUCUUAGAUAUACAGUUAAACUGUCUUUUUCAUCCUACUUUUAGCUUUCUUGUCUCAAUCUUUAUAUCCUGUCUCUGGGCCAGUAUAACUUCCCAUAGGAUCCAGACAUCUGAAUUAGUGACUUUUUAGAAUAAGUAUGUUUAACACUUUGCAAUUUUUAUCCUGAUCAUGCUCUAAAAAUGGUGGGACCUAGAUACUGACCGAUAUUUCCUGGGAUUAAUUAACAUUUAGUAGCCAGGUCCCUUUUUUGUUAGUAAUUGAGCACCUCAUAGAUAUUAUUUUAUAAGUCAUUUCAGAAUGUCCCCUAAUCUAUAAUAAUCAAAUUAUUUUUGGAAGGCUUAUAAGCCAAUUUAUUAUUUCUUUUCUUUUUUUGAGACAAGGA
Molecule: messenger RNA, 2092 nt
Organism: Sapajus apella (tufted capuchin)
Lineage: Eukaryota; Metazoa; Chordata; Mammalia; Primates; Cebidae
Product: olfactory receptor 56A5
Exons: 1
Coding region: 1-954 (317 amino acids)
Biological process (GO): G protein-coupled receptor signaling pathway
Cellular component (GO): membrane
Molecular function (GO): G protein-coupled receptor activity; olfactory receptor activity
Source: RefSeq, a predicted model, not a curated record